Octopus sinensis (East Asian common octopus) is the source of this 4215-nucleotide messenger RNA. Its product is annotated as cleavage stimulation factor subunit 3. Gene Ontology annotation, molecular function: protein binding; mRNA binding. Bases 1273 to 3585 code for a protein of 770 amino acids. The transcript has 21 exons. The record is from RefSeq and is a predicted model, not a curated record. Lineage: Eukaryota; Metazoa; Mollusca; Cephalopoda; Octopoda; Octopodidae. Gene Ontology annotation, biological process: mRNA 3'-end processing. Gene Ontology annotation, cellular component: nucleus.
AAGUUAGUUUACAGCAAAAGUGUAAAAAGUGGAAUUGCUUUGGUGAAAAGCGAAACUGGAUUGGCACCACCCUUAUGCUAGAAAAAGAAACUAAAUAAUCCUCAAACCAUACUCUGCAAUUCUCAAAAAAAAAAAGGGAUUUUAUAGAUAAUGUUGUUAAAAAUACGGUAAUACUUUGAAAAAGACAAGUUAGUUUAAGUUGGAACAUUUUUUGAGCACAAAGCUAACGUGACAUGGUGGAGGGAAUAUUAAUGGCGGGGAGCAUCUGUCAAAUGCCUUUUGAUAUUUAGCAACGGAUUUUGACAUUCUCAUUCCAAAUAACGUUGGGUGGGGACAAACUUUGCCUUUCGUGGUCAUAUAAAUUAAAGCAAGAGUAAAGUCGAUUUAUUAUUUCUAGCGCAAGCAUUCCCUGACUAUAUAAACUGUUCUAAAAUUACCGACAUCCGGUUAAUGACAGCGGCACGCAUGCGCAGAAGCCUGACUAUCCGGUGACCAUUUUGUUGCAGUGACUUUGGCUUUUUAUUCAUCAAAUAAUAUUCUUCCCCACUCACAAACAACGGCAAAGAAUACUUCUAGAAUCCGUAGUAAGGCUUAACCCAAGAAGCACAAACCAAACGCACACAUACACCACAUUUUUUCCUCCUUUAUCCUCCCAAUUUCUCCUCCUUUCUCCCCCCUCCCGGCCAUCAAGAUGAUCUGUAAGUAACCAAAACCUAAUUACUUCUUCCAUGGAGCGAAAACAAAGACUUUAUUAAUUCUUCUCUCUUCUCUCUCUUUCUUUUUUUUGGGGGGCUGUUUUAUGUUUCUCUAUCUCCCCACUUUUAACCACAUCUCACGAAUCUCUCUUUUCUCCACCUGAUAUAUACCAACAUAUGUGAAAUCCACAGAAUUCAAAUUUUAAUUUCUUUUGUUUUCUCGUUCCCCGUUUUUCCUUUUUUUUUGUCCUUUUCCAAGUUAAUGUCUCCCUUUUUUCUCUCCUAGACAAAUUGUGGGUACUACUAAGCGAACAGUGGUCCUAAAUUGUGUUUAAGUAUUUUGCCGAUCUCAUAUAGAAUCUAAUUUCAAUCUCUACAUUCAAAUACACAACGUUUAACAUACACCUACGUACAACACACAACACUAAAAUUUAUAUAUUUAUAUCUAAAACAGUCUUUUUCUACCUUAACACCCACUCCUUUCUUCAUACACGUUGAAACACAGUCGUAAGCGAUCGAUUAUCGAACUAGAAAACCAAUAUAUAUAUAUAUAUAUCCAUAUUCAACCACAAACAAGAUGAUGGCUACCAACCCCUGCACCCUGGUUUCUGCCUUGUCCAGUACUCCUGUUGUCUCACCAACACUUCCACUAACCUCAUCAAUAACAUCGACAUCACCAUCAUCAUCAUCAUCAACAGCCGCUUUGGCUGCUGCAACAACAACCAAUUUAACAGCCACAGCGGCAUUACCCCCGGAGGAAAUAGGUUACAUACCCGAUAAAGUAAAGAAAGCUGAGAAAAGAAUUUCUGCAUACCCCUAUGAUACUGAGGCAUGGAGUGUUCUAAUCAGAGAUGCCCAGAUGAAAAUGAUUGGAGAUGCCCGAAACACCUAUGAGAGGCUUGUAACACAGUUUCCUAAUGCUGGACGCUAUUGGAAGAGUUACAUUGAGCAAGAGAUGAAGGCUAAAAAUUAUGAAAGAGUUGAAAAACUUUUCCAGCGCUGUUUAAUAAAGGUUCUGAAUAUAGAUCUGUGGAAGCUCUACCUCUCAUAUAUAAAGGAAACCAAGGGAAAGUUGCCUUCUUACAGAGAAAAGAUGGCCCAAGCCUAUGAUUUUGCCUUAGAUAAAGUAGGAAUGGAUAUUAUGUCAUACCAGAUUUGGGUUGAUUAUAUAAACUUCUUAAAAUCUGUUGAAGCUGUCGGGUCGUAUGCCGAAAACCAACGUAUAACAGCAGUUAGGAAAGUCUAUCAACGAGGUGUCGUUAAUCCAAUGAUCAAUAUUGAAUUGUUAUGGAAAGACUAUAAUCAAUAUGAAACAAAUAUAAAUCCUUUAAUUGCUAAAAAGAUGUCAGAGGACAGAGGCCGUGAUUAUAUGAAUGCGCGACGAGUUGCCAAAGAGUAUGAAGCAGUUACGAGAGGGUUGAACAGGAAUUCCCCCUCGGUACCCCCACAAAAUACCCCUGAAGAAGCAAAACAGGUUGAACUCUGGAAACGUUAUAUAGCUUGGGAGAAAAGUAAUCCUUUGCGGACUGAGGAUCAUGCAUUAAUUACAAGACGCGUAAUGUUUGCCUACGAGCAAUGUCUUUUAUGCCUUGGCCAUCACCCAGACAUUUGGUAUGAAGCUGCAUCUUUUCUGGAACAAAGCAGUAAGCUCCUCACAGAAAAGGGGGACCAAAAUGCUGGGAAAAUCUUUGCUGAUGAAGCUGCUGCCAUCUAUGAACGAGCAAUCACAACACUCUUGAAGACAAAUAUGUUGCUGUAUUUUGCAUAUGCAGAUUUUGAAGAGAGUCGUAUGAAAAAUGACAAGGUCCAUUCAAUAUACAAACGUCUACUGGCUAUUCAAGAAAUUGAUCCAACACUGGCCUACAUUCAAUACAUGAAGUUUGCUCGAAGAGCAGAAGGAAUUAAAGCUGCUCGCCUUGUCUUUAAAAUGGCUCGUGAUGACACUCGGACUCGCUUCCAUGUCUAUGUAUCGGCUGCACUAACGGAAUAUUAUUGUAGUAAGGAAAAAACUGUGGCUCUGAGAAUAUUUGAACUAGGCUUGAAGAAAUAUGGAGAAAUCCCAGAUUAUGUUCUUGGCUAUGUUGAUUUUAUGUCACAUUUAAACGAGGAUAACAAUACUCGAGUGCUGUACGAAAGAGUUUUGUCUUCCGGUCAGAUCCCUCCAGAAAGAUCUAGUGAAAUCUGGAGUCGAUUUCUUUCUUUUGAGUCUGAAGUUGGAGAUUUAUCAAGUAUUUUAAAAGUAGAAAAGAGAAGAGCCGCAGCUACAAAUCAGCUCCAAGAAUUUGAAGGGAAAGAAACGGCCCUGUUGAUUGAUCGCUACAAAUACAUGGAUCUCUACCCUUGUUCACAGAUGGAGUUGAAGGCUUUGGGUUACAGAAACUUUUCUUCAAUGCACGUAGCUCAAGUCCCUUCAACUGGUGAAUGUAUUCCUCGGAACUGGAAUGAUGAAGAAGAUAACAGAAAGAGACCAGAAUACCCCAAACCUGACCUUGAACAAAUGCUGCCUUAUAAACCUCGACUUUUACCUCCUUCAGGUGCUCAUCCCAUGCCAGGUGGAGUUUUCCCUCCCCCACCAGCGGCUGCACACCUCCUUACCUUGUUACCGCCACCAAAUUGUUUCCAUGGUCCCUUUGUUAUGAUAGAUCAGUUUAUCAAACACAUCACAAAUGUCACUUUACCUGACGAACCUGUUGUUAUAGAAAAUGGAAUGGAAUCUUCCAAGAUUGACCCUGGAACCUUAAUAUCAAUAGAGAUUGCUACAGGUGUGAGGAAACGCAAAGCAGAAAUAACCACAGAGGUUGGGGAAGAAAGCGAUGAAGAAAAUUCUGAGAUGUUGGAACCCCCACUUCAUGACAUUUAUCGCAGUCGACAGCAGAAACGAGUGAAAUGAGAACCUCCCUCCUGCUAGCCAUCACUUCAUCUCUUGUAAACUUUAUUGGCAACUUGCUAAAUUCUAUCUCAUUAUUGCUGGCAACUCACCUGCUCACUUCACCCUCAUUAACAACUCAUGUCAUUUCCAGCUUAGCCUUUUCUAAACAUCUCCUAAAACUCCAUCUAAUUUACACAUAUAUGCAUGUGUGGUGUGUGUGUGUAAUAUAUAUUUGUAUAUAUACAUAUGUGUAUGUAUGUAUAAUUUGUAGCCGACAUUUUGUCAACAUUUAAUGUCAUUUUCAAUCCAUUUCUGUCUUAUCAUCUCUGUUGACCCCACUUUUUUUUUUUUGGUUCCCCUCAAAUUUAUCUGGGAUCAGUUUUGUUCAGCUUCAUCUCCAUCUUGUUUCUGAUGCGCAUUGUUUGCCUCAAUCGCUCUGUGUCUAAUCCUCAUUGACAACUGUUACUCUUGUCUAACUUACAAACACACCAGCUCAUCUAACAUUGUCGUUGUCAUCAUCACCAUCAACAUCAUCAUCAUCUUCAACACCAUCAUCAUCAUUUGAUAUUUUUGGCCAGCCACAUCAAACCUUACUGGUUUAUUCUUUUUAUAUUACUGUAAAGAAAAUUAAAAAAACAAAAAAACAAAACA